Messenger RNA from Penicillium riverlandense, 2055 nucleotides. Its product is annotated as exocyst subunit EXO84. Bases 1 to 2055 code for a protein of 684 amino acids. The record is from RefSeq and is a predicted model, not a curated record. Lineage: Eukaryota; Fungi; Ascomycota; Eurotiomycetes; Eurotiales; Aspergillaceae. Gene Ontology annotation, biological process: Golgi to plasma membrane transport; intracellular protein localization; exocytosis. Gene Ontology annotation, cellular component: exocyst. The transcript is spliced from 3 exons.
AUGGAAGGACGAGGCUUGACCCUGCGCAGCAAGUCUCGCCGCCAGCGGCCUCAGAUCAGUGCCCCCAAGCCCAUCUCUGGUCCGCUGCCGGCCAACAUCAAGGCCCCCGAGAGUCGGUCAGGAGCCAUCCCCGCCGGCCGCGACCAACGAGCUCCGCAGAAAGAUGCCACGUCCGACCUGGUCAAACGCCGCUACUCGACUCGCUUCAAUCCAGCUCCCGACUUCGAUGCCAAUGCACCCCCGGUGCCCUCGCUCCCACCUCAGCCUGGUGGGCUGGCCCCAGCCGCUGUCCAGAGGAAGCCAUCGGCAUCCGACCUGUCAUCGGAGGCACCCAAGGUCGACCUCAAUGCUUUGCGAGAUCCGAGUCUACCCGUGGAUCGAUAUGUGGCCAGUUUGCUUGCCAACGCGUCCGAGGAAGAGAUCCAAAAGUACCAGGCGAGCCUCCGCAAGGUCAAGAACCGUACCUCGACCGACCUCCAACAGAACGUGUACCAGAACCGCACGCAAUUCAUCAAGAUCAGUAAAGAAGCAGAAAAGCUCAAGGAUGAGAUGCGCACGCUCCGCACCCUGAUGGCGGAGCUCACCACCGCACUGGGACAGACUACGGUGGGCAACACGCCCAACCCCAUGUCUCCCACGGAGGAAUAUGUCCCCAAGCGCAAUGCGAACCGCAGCUCCGUCGCCAACCUGGAAAGCAUGUGGAAUGUGCAGCUCCAAACCCUGUGGAAGACCGUGGAAGGGUCCCAGAAGUUCCUGCCGGCUGUCCCAGGGCGGCACAUCGUGUUGGAGACGGGUAACUGGGCCGAGCUGGAUUCGGCGACCUGGAAGCCCCGGCGGCCCGUCCAUAUCGUCUUGUUGAAUGAUCAUAUCCUGGUGGCCGCCAAGAAGCGCAAGCGAGUAGACCAAUCCCAAACCAGCCGUCGAGGACCCGUCCCAACCAAGCUCGUCGCAGAGGAGUGCUGGCCACUCCAGGACAUCGACAUGAUUGAUCUGGCUGCCAACCUGGGCACCGGCGCAGCGCGUGAAGAAGCUGUGGACCGUGGGAUUACGAAUGCCAUCAGCAUUCGAGUGGGAUCUAAGCCGUACACUUACCGCCAGGACAAGCGGGACACAACUACCAAGAACGAGCUGCUUCAGACGUUCCGUAAAACGGUUGAAGACCUACGGCGCAUGCUUCGGUCCGAAACAGAGGCUGCGAGCAAACCGCUCGAAGCCUAUGGGCUUCUCGCGGGCCGAAUGUCCUACACGCCAAAGUCCGAGACGUUUGAUUUCUCGGAGAUCGCCCGCGACAAGUCGGACCUGCGAAUUGAUGUGGAUGGGAAGCAGCAGAAUCUGCGUUGGGUCGAGAGCCAAGUGGAUGACCUGGACAUUGACAUUGCACUGCAACGGUUUGAGUUGGCCGUGACAAGCAUUGAACGGCUGCGCAAGUUGGCCAGGGGACUGAAGGGGAACGCCAUGGCGCAGGAGGUGAUCAACGGCAAGGUUGAUGAGCGCGCGGCGAAACUGGCGGGCAUGCUCUCCCGGGCGUUGGUGGAUACGCACUCCUUCCCGAUGGCGACCAAGACCAAUGUCAGCUGGCUGUCCCGCCUCGGGUAUGAGGACCAGGCCCGUGAAGCCUAUCUGAAGGCCCGAUCCGAAGUGAUCGCUAAGCGCGUUCGAGCCUGCGUCUUCGAGGGCGAUCUACCUCUUUACAUCUUCCAGAUCUCGUUCGUCUAUUUCACACUCAUCAAGAAUACCAUCAGUAUCUACCAGCAGUGCUUCCCGUCCGUGAUGACAAGUUCCUGCAUCCGAUGGGCCAAGCAACAUCUCGACGGGUUCAAUGCGCUACUCGGCCGCCAGCUCAGCAGCGUGCAACGGGGCACCUCUGUGUGGGAGAAGUGCUUGAAUAUUGUGCAUGACCACGCCGAACUGCUGGCAGAGGUCGGCGUUGAUUUUACGGAUUUGGUCGCUCGCGGAUUAGACAAUUACGGCGAACAGGCUCCUGGCGGAGAAGGCAUGCGCACUGUUCAGCCGGGCGAACUGCCGCCUUCCCCAGCGCCGCCAGCGAUGAUUUAG